This is a messenger RNA of Chelonia mydas (Green sea turtle), 4647 nucleotides long. Its product is annotated as broad substrate specificity ATP-binding cassette transporter ABCG2-like. The record is from RefSeq and is a predicted model, not a curated record. The transcript is spliced from 15 exons. The coding region runs from base 1024 to 3183 and encodes 719 amino acids. Gene Ontology annotation, molecular function: ATP hydrolysis activity; ABC-type transporter activity; ATP binding. Gene Ontology annotation, cellular component: plasma membrane. Lineage: Eukaryota; Metazoa; Chordata; Testudines; Cheloniidae.
CUGUGCUGCGGGGAGAGGGGUUCAGCCUCACACCUACACCCCAACCAUAUGCAUCCCCGCAAUCUACACCCCACUCAGACACACGUACACCCCAACCAUAUACAACCCCCCCACCUCCCACUCACCUACACCCCGUCUGCACCACAACCAUCUAUACACCUACACCCCAACCAUAUACAACCCCCCCAUCUACACCCCACUCAUACACACCAACCAUAUACAACCCCCGUGCACCCCACUCAGACACACCUACACCCUGUCCGCACCACAACCAUCUAUACACCUACACCCCAACCAUAUACAUCCUCCCAUCUACACCUCACCCAAACCAGAUACCUCACCCCACCCAUACACACCUAAACUCACCAUCUACACCUACAUCCCACCCAUACACCUAUAUGUACCCCAUACACAUCUAACCCAAUCUAUACCCCACAAAUACAUACAUCACACGACCCAUACACAACGGCACCCCCAUUUACACCUACACCCCACCCAUACAACCCCCCCAUCUACCCCAACCACAUACAAAUAUCCUUUCAGAGAAGCUGUAGAGAAAGUAGAUAACUCUCAGUCCCUUUAUAGAAGUGUUUUUAGUUCUCAUUUAAAGUAAAGUUAAGUAGUAGUAAAUACUGUGCAAAAAAUGGUCUGUAUGAAAAGCACUUCAGUCAAUACAACAUUACAAAUAUAAAUAUAUACUCAAAUUAAAUAAAUCACUGUAAAACAAUUGAGUCUUUAUAACUCUUGGUUUGGUUGAUUUAUUUUUAGUCUCAUUACCAUUUCUUUACAUUGAUUUAUAUAAAUCUAUAGACUCCACAUGCAAGUGCUUCCUUCAGCUGGAGGAGGUUCCUGCGGGUGGAGGUGAGUCCUGUCUGCCCUGUGCUCUUGGGAGCCCCAACGCUGAGGGCUUAUAGCUGCUAGUCCCUGCCAACGGUGCAUUCAGUCUUAGUAUGCUGUGAUUGACUGAAAUCUUGCUGUUACUGUAUAGUUGAUUUUUUUUUAAAAAAGAGGAAUCAGUAGGUUAUGAGAGUGUCCCAUGUUACCAUACAUGUAGGUUUAUCCCACAACAAAACAUUAACAUUAUAUUUCAGCUACUUGUUUCUAUUGAUUUUAUAUUGUGAAUGCGCUUAUGGUAACUUUUACUAUAAGUAUUUUUGUUAUAAACCACAGAAGCAUCCUUCCAGAAUGACAGAGAACCAGCCACACAGCAGUAUUCAGAUAUCAGAACCAAGUACCAAUGGCUUCCCUUGGAAAAAACUGUCCUCUAUAGAAAAGCGAAAGUUUCCUGCAGAAGCCACUGUGACCUUUCACAACAUCUGCUACAGAGUGAAAGUGAAGAGUGGCUUUUUAUGUUGUCAAAAAGCUGUUACUAAAAAAAUUUUGAAAGAUAUCAAUGGGAUUAUGAGACCUGGCCUUAAUGCAAUUUUGGGACCCACUGGCAGUGGCAAAUCUUCGCUAUUGGAUAUCUUAGCUGCAAGGAAAGAUCCUCACGGACUCUCUGGAGAGAUUUUGAUAAAUGGAGCUCCUCGGCCUGCCAAUUUUAAAUGCAUCUCUGGAUAUGUGGUACAGAAUGAUGUGGUUAUGGGGACCCUGACAGUGAGAGAAAAUUUUGAGUUCUCAGCUGCACUCCGUUUGCCAAGUACUGUGGCUGAACAGGAAAAGAAGGAACGAGUGAACCAAAUCAUCAGGGAACUGGAUUUGGCCAAAGUGGCAGAUUCCAAGGUUGGCACCCUGUUUAUUCGUGGUGUAUCUGGGGGAGAGAGAAAAAGGACCAAUAUUGGAAUGGAACUCAUUACUGACCCUGCAGUCUUGUUCUUAGAUGAACCAACUACUGGAUUAGAUGCCAGCACUGCCAAUGCUGUCUUGCUGCUCCUGAAAAGGAUGUCAAGUCAGGGGAAAACAAUUAUCUUUUCACUCCAUCAGCCCCGGUACUCCAUAUUCAGAUUGUUUGAUAGCCUGACGUUACUGGCUGCAGGAAGCCUGUUGUACCACGGCCCUGCUCAGAAUGCUCUGCAGUACUUCAAAUCUAUUGGUUAUGAAUGCGAGCCAUACAACAAUCCUGCUGAUUUUUUUCUGGAUAUCAUUAAUGGAGACUCAACUGCUGUGACACUCAGCAAAUCAGAAUCUGUCAGUCAAUGCAAUUUAUCAGAAACCAUUGAAGAGGUCGGUGGUGAUAAGACUAUUGCUGAGAAAUUAGCGGAGCUGUUUUCCAGUUCCCCUUACUACAAAGAAACAAAAGCAGAAUUAGAGAGGCUGUCUUUGGAAAAUAAAAGGAAGAUGAGUGCAGAUUUCCAACAAAUCACAUACAGCACUUCCUUCUUUCAUCAGCUAAAGUGGGUGUCCAGACGCACAUUUAAAAACUUGAUCUAUAACCCACAAAGCUCCAUGGCCCAGCUGUGUAUUACAACCGGUCUGGGAGUAGUUGUAGGAGCCAUUUUCUCUGGAAUAAAAAAUGAUUCCAGUGGCAUUCAGAACAGAGUUGGUGCUUUAUUCUUUUUGACCACCAAUCAGUGUUUGAGCAGUGUUACAACUAUUGAACUCUUUGUCACAGAAAAAAAGAUAUUUAUACAUGAAUAUAUCAGUGGUUACUACAGAGUAUCUGCAUAUUUUUUCUCAAAGAUAAUAGCUGAUCUAAUACCCAUGAGGACUUUACCAAGCAUCAUCUUCACCUCUAUAAAUUAUUUCUUAAUAGGUUUCAAGCCAACAAUUGGGGCCUUCUUUAUCAUGAUGGUUACCCUUAUACUAGUCGCCCACACAGCCAGUUCUAUGGCUCUGGCUAUAGCAACGGGACAAGAUAUUGUGACUGUCGCUAAUCUCCUCAUAAAUAUUUGCUUUGUUUUUAUGAUUAUUUUCUCUGGCUUGCUGGUAAAUCUCACAAGCAUCGAAUCUUGGCUUGUCUGGUUGAACUAUUUCAGCAUCCCUCGCUACGGCCUGACAGCUUUGCAAAUUAAUGAAUUUACAGGUCUAAACUUUUGCCAGAAUGCCAAUGUGACUGGGGUCAAUGUAAGUUGCAUCACUUCUAGUCCUUUUACAAUCUGCACUGGAGAAGAAUAUUUGAAAAUGCAAGGCAUUGAAGUGUCUGCUUGGGGCAUGUGGAGGAAUUAUGUGGCUCUUCUAUGCAUGACACUCAUCUUCCUUACAAUUGCAUAUUUGAAACUGCGCUUCCUGAAGAAGUUCUCAUAAUUCAGAUGAGUUAACAAGCAUCUAGUAUAACACAAUGCAAUAGUGUUUGAUAGUGAAUGGACUAAAAAUGUUUAACAUUUUCAAAGAUUAAAGAUUUUGAUAACUGAUUUUGAUAACUGUGUUCAGUUUUUACUAAUACUGCUUGCUACUGAGCUAUAUCUUUUACAAAGGUCUCAUGUGCAUGAAGACAGCAGAGGAUUGUUCUCAGCUUAUAAUUUAGGCCUGGGAUUUCCAGGGACCACAGAAUGCUGUAGAAGCCCCAGAUCAGCAGUAAGGGAGAUGUAAACAGAGAAGCAUCUUUGACAUCCUAAGGUGACAAAGGCUUAGUGUGCAUUAUUGAUCGUGGCAGACAGCUAGCUGAAGAAAGCACUUGAAAAAAAUAUCUGAACAGGUUUACCUAGAAAUGUAAAUAUAUAGUUUAAAAACUAUAUAAAGUGAAGUUGGAUGAGAAUUUAGUUUUCUUAUUUAAUUAGCAGAGGCUUCUCCUUCAUGCAGCAAGGCAGGGCAGUAAGUGAAACUGACUAGGCCUUCAGUUUCCUUUGGGUUCCACCAAACAGGAGCAUCAGUGUGGUCCUGCAGCUGUAUUUUUUUUUUUUUUAAUUUUUAAAACAGUACAGGGCGAUGGGAAGAAGCGGGAAGGGAGAAGCAACAUGUCAAAUACAGGACACUCACCAUACGGAGACGGAUUUAAAUGCAGCCCAUUUUUGUCCAUAAUUCUCAUACACAGUGGUUUUCAUAUGUAAAAUCUUUAUUAGGAAGUAAAGUGCUCAGUAUUAUAGACCAAUAAAUCUUUGAUAACUGUGGAAGACUUGCAUAAUUAACAGCUUCCUAAUAAGACCAAAUGUUAAUGCAAAAACUUUACAUUUACUUUGUAUCGAGGGUAAAGGGUUUCUUCUAUGUAACAGUUGCAGGAGAAUCUAAACUUAAAAUGAAACCAUAAUAAAAAAUGUAUAAACACAUUUGUCUAGUUGCCAUGUACUUAUUGCAUGACAAAUUGUCAACACACAUGGGUAGCCCAUGAAAGCUUACUGCACUUCAAAAUGAAGUUUGUUAUUCAGUAACGACACGUUACAAAUAUACAGAUGAACAAAUAUAGCUAUGAAUGCAAACAUUUUGGUUUUCAUAAUUAACAUACUAAUAAAAGAAAAGCUUUGUUCGAUAUUAGUUUAGAAAAGGUACAAUUUUAGGACACAUUUAAAGCCACAAUGAUAGCUGUAGUGUCUUGAAAAGGCACAGCUUCACAAAUGCAAAUUUCCUUAGUUCUGCAGCAUGAUAUUGCAGCAACAUCCAACAUGUCUUGUCUUUAUAACAAAAGAUCACUUUAACUGAGCGCUAGCAACCUCUUUCCUGUGAAGCCAAAUCGUUUGGUCAGAUGAUUGGGUUUAAACUUUAACUACAUGACAUAAAAUACUGUAUCUGGCAUUUUGGUAUUCCUACGCCCCAACAGACCAAAUGCUAAUUUUU